Messenger RNA from Cololabis saira (Pacific saury), 2064 nucleotides. It is a transcript of the gene htra3b, whose product is annotated as HtrA serine peptidase 3b. Gene Ontology annotation, molecular function: protein binding; serine-type endopeptidase activity. Bases 336 to 1742 code for a protein of 468 amino acids. The record is from RefSeq and is a predicted model, not a curated record. Gene Ontology annotation, cellular component: extracellular region. NCBI's taxonomy places the organism in Eukaryota, Metazoa, Chordata, Actinopteri, Beloniformes, Belonidae. The transcript is spliced from 10 exons. Gene Ontology annotation, biological process: proteolysis.
CGAGUGUACGGACGCGCGCCGAGAGGGGUGCGCGCUUUUUCCAGUGUGGCGUGGCCGCAAUCGAGGAGUUCGCCCUGCCAGACUGGAUGUUUACACUCCUGGUCCAAGGAAAAGGCAGGAACCAUCCCAUCCAGUCUGGAACACAUCCCCGGCUCUGCGGUCUGCUGCGCGCGUCUGGACGCGCACUAAUAAACGGGUGACAAGGAAUCUCUCCUUUUUCCAUUGUACUAUGCAGCUUUUGUGAAUGUGGGGUUUUCACGUCUGAGGUCUCCGGGGAGAGCGGAACCAAAGGAGCCAGACAUCCCACUGAACUUGACCCACUUUCUGCGCUGAAAAUGCGGGCUGCUGCGCUGCUGAGCGCCGUGCUCGUCCUCCUCCUGGAGCGCUCCGCCGCGGAGCCGAGGGCCAAGUGCCCGACAAAAUGCGACGUGCGCGGCUGCCCGAGCACCGGCUGCCCGGGCGGGUACGUCCCGGACCGCUGCAACUGCUGCCUGGUGUGCGCGCAGGGCGAGGGCGAGCCGUGCGGCCGCCGGGACGACCUGCCCUGCGGGGACGGGCUGGACUGCAAGAGCCCGGCGGGGAAGCGGCUCUCGCCGAGCUCCUGCCGCUGCAAGCUGGGCUACCGGGUCUGCGGCAGCGACGGGAACACGUACGGGAACGUGUGCCAGCUGAAGGCGACCAGCUGGGAGGCUGUGCAGCAGGGACUUCCAGGGGUCACCCAGGUGCACAAGGGACCGUGUGGCACCAGCCCAGGUGCCCUUCGAGCUUCCAGUCCUCGUUACAAAUUCAACUUCAUCGCUGACGUGGUGGAGAAAAUCGCCCCCGCCGUGGUGCACAUCGAGCUCUUCCUCAGACAUCCUCUCUUUGGUCGCAACAUCGCUCUGUCCAGUGGGUCGGGGUUUGUGAUGUCAGAAAACGGACUGAUCAUUACCAACGCACAUGUGGUGUCCGGCACCACGCCUGUGUCGGGUCAACAACACCUGAAGGUCCAGAUGCAUAACGGUGAAGUUUAUGAAGCCAGCAUCAAAGACAUCGACAAAAAGUCAGACAUUGCCACCAUUAAAAUCAACACGAAGAACAAGCUGCCCGUGUUGCUGCUGGGCCACAGUUCGGACCUGAGGCCCGGCGAGUUCGUGGUCGCCAUCGGCAGCCCUUUCGCUCUCCAGAACACCGUCACCACCGGCAUUGUCAGCUCCGCCCAGAGAGAUGGUAAAGAGCUGGGCCUCCGGGACUCAGACAUGGAUUACAUCCAGACGGACGCCAUCAUCAACUACGGAAAUUCAGGAGGCCCGCUGGUCAACUUGGACGGGGAGGUGAUCGGCAUCAACACGCUGAAAGUGGCGGCAGGGAUCUCGUUCGCCAUUCCCUCGGACCGGAUCACCCGCUUCCUCAACGACUCCCUGCACAAACACAGCAAAGAUGUGAGGUCGUUGAAGAAGCGCUUCAUUGGGAUCAGGAUGCUGACCAUCACGCCAACGUUAGUUGAAGAGUUAAAACAACAGAACCCAGACUUCCCUGAUGUUCUCUCUGGGAUUUACGUCCAUGAGGUUGUCCCAAACUCUCCUGCACAGAAAGGCGGCAUCAAAGACGGUGACAUCAUCGUGAAGCUGAACGGCAAUCCUCUGGUGACCACGGCCGAGCUGCAGGAGGCGCUGCAGGACGAGACGGCCCUGCUGCUGGAGGUCCGGCGGGACAACGACGACCUGCUCUUCAGCAUCCAGCCGGACAUUAUUAUGCAGUAGACGGAGGACGCUCGGAAACCAGGGUGUUUGUGAAGAGAACCUGUCAGACGGCAGAAACUCUGCACGCCAGUGCACGCGUCUCCUGUCACCCCGGUGACUCACUGUGACCCUGGCUGUGCCUCGCUACAAGGAGCCAUGACGGAUGCAAGCAUGUCGAGGAUCUGCAGCUGUGCCUCCCUCCUGCUCGCAGCAGAUCUGAGAGCAGACGGACGCUGGAACAGAUGUUCACCCGACACGUCUGCAUUUACCAAACCAGUUCAAUGUCUAUUAAAUACUUGAAUGUUUCACUGUAAUGAUGCUUUUUCUUCAACCUCAGACACAU